AUGUCAGACAGCGACAGUAGCUGCGCUGGCAGCGCUCUCUCUGAAACAGAAGGAGUCAGCGUCAGCGUACUGAGCUGGGAGCAAGUGCAGCGUCUGGACGCCAUACUGACGGACACCAUCCCGAUCCACGGACGGGGCAAUUUCCCCACGCUGGAGAUGCAGCCCCGACAGAUUGUCAAAGUGGUGCGCAGCAGGAUGGAGGAGAAAGAAAUCCACGUCCGGGACGUUCGGUUAAACGGUUCCGCGGCCAGCCACAUACUUCACGAAGACAGCGGAUUGGGUUUCAAGGAUCUCGAUCUCAUUUUUUGCGCAGAUAUGAAAGGAGAAAGGGAUUUCCAGAUUGUGAAGGACAUUGUUCUGGACUGUCUCCUUGACUUUUUACCAGACUGUGUGAAUAAAGAGAGGAUAACCCCUUUAACGUUAAAGGAAGCCUACGUGCAGAAGAUGGUGAAGGUGUGUAACGACUCAGACCGCUGGAGCCUCAUCUCUCUCUCCAACAAUCGUGGCAAGAAUGUGGAGCUGAAGUUCGUGGACUCUCUUCGCCGUCAAUUUGAGUUCAGCGUGGACUCCUUCCAGAUCAAGCUGGACUCCCUGCUACUCUUCUAUGAGUGCUCCGAGAAUGCCAUGACCGCGACUUUCCACCCUACAAUUAUGGGCGAGAGUGUGUACGGCGACUUUAGCCAGGCACUGCAUCACCUACGUCACAAGAUCAUCUGCACCCGCAACCCUGAGGAGAUCCGAGGUGGCGGACUGCUCAAGUAUUGUCACCUGCUGGUGAGGGGCUUCCAGGCCACGUCUGAAACGGAAAUGAAGUCCUUGCAGCGUUACAUGUGCUCCCGCUUCUUCAUUGACUUCCCUGACAUCGGCGAACAACAGCGCAAGCUGGAGUCCUACCUUCAAAACCACUUUGUGGGUCUGGAGGACCGCAAGUACGACUAUUUGAUGACUCUCCACGGGGUGGUCAACGAGAGCACGGUGUGCCUCAUGGGACACGAGAGGCGACAAACCUUAGGGCUCAUAGCCAUGCUGGCAGUGCGCGUUCUGGCCGAGCAGAACGUCAUUCCCAACGUGGCCAACGUCACCUGUUACUACCAACCUGCUCCUUAUGUGGCAGAUGGAAACUUCAGUAACUACUACAUAGCUCAGGUGCAGCCAGUGUUUGCCUGCCAGCAGCCUGCUUACUCCACCUGGCUGCCCUGUAACUGA
Molecule: messenger RNA, 1206 nt
Organism: Nerophis lumbriciformis (worm pipefish)
Lineage: Eukaryota; Metazoa; Chordata; Actinopteri; Syngnathiformes; Syngnathidae
Source: RefSeq, a predicted model, not a curated record